AAACGAGAGACGAAAAAAAAUAACCACAGGUUCGCACAAGUACAGUCUCCCCACGUGACCGUUAUGUUAAAUUUCUUGGUAAAGUCCGCGUUAGUAGGCGUCUUCCUGCCCGGUAUUUUAGUUGGAAAGGACGGACCAAAAUCGUUCAAAUGGACCAACUUUACAUUUCUCCGUUAAUGCAGUGUGACCUCCAUCCCUAGAGAUAGUAGGCUAGGUCGGUCCUGCGCUGUACGGGCUGGCACAAUGUUUUGGUUCAUGGAAGGAACGUGCUUUUUACCAACUUUUCUGGUAAUCUGGUCAUCUAGCACAUUCCUGAUUUCCUAUAUAAUUGCGGUGCUAGAUGGACAUGUAGAUGCAAUCUUCCCCUACAUAAGUGACACAGGUGCAAGACCCCCUGAGAGUGGCGUGUUUGGCCUGAUGACUACGAUCACAGCGUUUGCAAGUGUUGCCACCAUGUUUGCACGCUUCAAGCAUGUGCAGAAGUUACAGGAGGACGCCAACGCCAGGCCUUGGCUGAAUCUGGCCGCCUUCUGGUGCGGACUCGUUUCCUGCCUAGGAAUGGGCAUCGUGGGUACUUUUCAGGUGACGCUGAUGCCCUACACCCACGACGUGGGCGCUGUCAUGUUCUUCAUCUUCGGGGUGGCUUACACCAUCAUGCAGUCCAUUACCUCGUACCUCACGCACCCCUACGGGGCCUCCAUGGCCGUGUGCCACGUCCGAGCCGCCGUCUCCGCCCUGGCUCUGCUCGCGGCUUUUCCCAUGAUCGUCUGCGCGGCGCUCGUACCCAGCAAACUGGACUGGGACGCACAUGACAAGGGCUACGUCCUCCACUUAGUCAGCGCCGUCUUCGAGUGGGUGGUGACCUUCAGCUUCGUCCUCUUCUUCCUCAGUUACAUACGAGAGUUCCAGAGAUUCAAACUGACGCUGACCGCGGAGAUGCUCGUCGACACCUGACAGACGGCCCCUGCGAGAACAGUAUUUUCAAACGAGUGCUCAUAUUUUGAUUAAUAUUUAUAUUUUUUAUAAAAGUUUCUUCGUAGUGCUAAAUUGCACAUUGAAUAUGGGCUGGAGAAUAAAGAAAAACAGUGCUUUACAUGAG
Molecule: messenger RNA, 1099 nt
Organism: Anguilla anguilla (European eel)
Lineage: Eukaryota; Metazoa; Chordata; Actinopteri; Anguilliformes; Anguillidae
Gene: dram1
Product: DNA-damage regulated autophagy modulator 1
Exons: 7
Coding region: 244-954 (236 amino acids)
Biological process (GO): regulation of autophagy
Cellular component (GO): lysosome
Source: RefSeq, a predicted model, not a curated record